Molecule: messenger RNA, 2349 nt
Organism: Vanessa atalanta (red admiral)
Lineage: Eukaryota; Metazoa; Arthropoda; Insecta; Lepidoptera; Nymphalidae
Gene: Septin4
Product: septin-2
Exons: 9
Coding region: 272-1474 (400 amino acids)
Biological process (GO): regulation of exocytosis; cytoskeleton-dependent cytokinesis
Cellular component (GO): synaptic vesicle; microtubule cytoskeleton; septin complex
Molecular function (GO): GTP binding; molecular adaptor activity; GTPase activity
Source: RefSeq, a predicted model, not a curated record
GCGCUAUCGUGCAGUUUCGUCGCGAUCGUAGUACUGGUAGAGCGCGCGAGUGGUUGCCGUCGGCGCCUGCGCUGCUCAUUUCCGUGAUAUCGAAAUACGUAAAUUCCUGAAUGAAAGUAAAUAAUUUAAUUUAUAUUGUGAUUUUUUUUAUUCGAUUGCUUAUAAAUUUCCCGCGUUAUUAUUCCAUCUUUAAUGUAACAUGUCAGCACUGUAACACAAAAAAAGUUAUACAACCUAUUCCUGGUAAAACAUAAAGUCAACAAUUCCAGUAAUGGAGAAGAGCGAUUCAUACGCAAUCUUAGAUAUAAAUAUUUGUGAUAAGGAUUCAGCACAAGCAGAUAAUAAUCAUAAUAAAAAGAAGACAUCUCUCACAACUGUAAUUAAAAUUCAAAGAGAACGUGGGGAACGUGAUUAUAUAGGAUUUGCGACUCUACCGGAGCAAGUACAUCGCAAAUCUGUUAAAAGAGGUUUCGACUUUACACUAAUGGUUGUCGGAGAAUCUGGACUUGGCAAAUCGACUUUGAUCAAUAGCCUUUUUCUUGGAGAUCUUUACAAAAAUAGAAAAAUAUCUGAUGUUCAAGAUAGAAUAGAAAAAACGACGACAAUAGAGAAAAAAACAAUGGAGAUUGAAGAACGUGGAGUAAAGCUUCGGUUAACGAUAGUAGAUACGCCAGGUUUUGGAGAUGCCAUCAAUUGCGAAGACUCGUGGCGGGUGUGUUCUGCUUACGUCGAUGAACAGUUUCGACAGUACUUCACCGACGAGAGUGGUCUCAACAGACGACACAUGCAGGAUAAUCGAGUACAUUGUUGCCUUUACUUUGUGCCGCCAUGGGCUCACAGUUUACGUCAAGUGGAUCUGGAAAUGAUGAGACGGUUACAUCGUAAAGUUAAUAUUGUAGUAGUGAUUGCAAAAGCUGAUUCCCUCACCGCCGCGGAGGUGAAGCGACUGAAGACGCGCAUACUUAACGAUCUAGAAGAACAUCAGAUUCAGGUAUAUCAAUUCCCAGAAUGCGACAGCGACGAGGACGAAGAGUUCAAACAACAAGAUCGUGAACUUAAAGCUGCGGCGCCAUUUGCCGUGGUGUCGUCUGACACCGUGCUGGAGGUCGGCGGGAAGCGCGUGCGCGGCAGACAGUACCCAUGGGGCAUAGUUAACGUGGAAAAUCCCCGGCACUCUGAUUUCACGAAACUACGGACAAUGCUGAUUUCGACGCAUAUGCAGGAUUUAAAGGACGUUACACAAGACGUCCAUUACGAAAACUUCCGCGCCCAAUGCAUUUCACAGAUAUCACAACAUGCAAUGCGAGAAAGAGGAAAGCUAAAGAGAGAUUCGAUGGGCAAUAACACCGACGUUGUAUUUACGGACACCGACCGUUUACUUCUACAAAAAGAUGAAGAGGACUACCUUGGACCUCAUACGACGUAUGCAGGACAUGUUAACUCAAAUGCAAGAAAAACUCAAAGCUUCCGAUAAAAAACAUGACAGUAUUAUUGAUGUAUAGUACAUAGACCGCAGAAUUAGCUAAGAACUAUAAUAACGUUUUAAUUAGUUUUAAAUAAUAGAAUGUCUUUAGGAAAAUUCGAAGAAUUUAAUUUAUUGUAGUUUGUUAACUUUUAAAAAAGAAAAGCGUUAUGUGAGUAUAUGCCUAAUUGUAUAUUAUUUUAUUGAAUCAAUUAAGAUUCUUAUUUACUACUAAAUUGUAAUGUUUAAAAUGUCUUAAAAUCAAAUCAGGAACAAGAAAAAUCAGAAUUAGCAACAAAUUGUUUAGGACAUAGCGUCUGCGAAAACAUUUAUCUUAAUAAAAACCAAUGUGAAAGUAAUAAAUCAGUAUAAAUUAUUGUAGCCCUAAUUAGUAUUACACUUUGCACUUACACAAAAUUUUAUUUAUUUAAGUCAGUUUUAUCACAUUAGUUUAGCCACAUGUCUAUGUCUACGUGUACACUAAGUAUAUAUUAUAGAAUAUAUGUAUACUUAGACAACUAAUCUCAUUAAUAUCAAUUUAAACCAAAGAUACUAAAAACAGAAGUUUCUAAAUAUUUAUGUUAAGCUGUAAUUUGAUUAGCCAAAAUUUAUUAAUUAAAUAUUUAAAAAAUAUAUAUAACGUUUUAAUCUCUUUCCACGUAAGAUGGUGAUUAUUGUUACACCCAAUAAACAAGGAUUUUUAUUUAAUUAUUACACUAUAUACUUAUGUAAGGAUAUUUAUGUAAUUUCCAUCGAUUUUCAAAUUUCAAGAUAAGAGAAAAUAUACUUUAAAUAUGAAUAUUUUUCAAGAUUUACAGAUAUGUUGAUGUAUAAAAGAUUGUGAUUAUUUUUUUGAUCAAUAAUUAAGCAAUUAUCUGCAAAGGCAC